CUCACUUUAAAUUCUACUUUCGACCAUUAAGCAUCAGAAUAAAAAAAUUAGACAAGUUGUCAUUUUAAUUGUGUUUUUAUUGGGAUAUUAUAACUAUAAUUAAAUAUUAAUUAUAAUUAUGUCUUUUCGUCUGUCAUCAAUUAGUUCGAAUUAUUUAUCGCGGUUACGAAAUUUUGCAGUUUGUGUACGAACAAAAUCUUCAUUCGCCGCUAAUAUUGUUGAAACUGAGAAUGGACCUGUCGAAGGUGUGAAGAAGAAUUCUUGUUUGGGAAGAAACUAUUUCAGUUUUCAAGGAGUUCCUUACAUGAAAGCACCCAUUGGUAAAUUACGCUUCCGCGACGCUGAACCUCCAAAAAAAUGGACAGAACCACUUGAUGUCACUCAAGAUUCGUCUGCUUAUUGCAUGAGGAGCUUUAUCAAUUAUGCAGACGGAGGAAAAGAAGAUGCCAAUACAGUUAAUGUUUAUACACCUUACAUUCGUCCAAGCAAACCUCUGCCAGUUCUUUUUUGGAUUCACGGUGGGGGCUGGAAUGCUGGUUCAGGGCAAACCGAUCUUUUUGGCCCUGACUAUCUGAUGCAAAAGGACGUCAUUCUUGUAACUGUCAACUAUCGACUGGGUCCUGUAGGAUUUUUAAGUUUAGAAGAUCCAGACCUUAACAUUCCCGGUAAUGCUGGAUUGAAAGAUCAAACGUUCGCUUUAAAAUGGGUCCAAAAAAAUAUCAAUAACUUUGGUGGUGACCCGAGCAAUGUUACAAUAUUUGGAGAAUCAGCUGGUGGAGCGUCAACACAUUUUCACAUGAUAUCGGAAAUGUCAAAGAAUCUUUUUCAAAAAGCUAUUUCAAUGUCAGGGACUGCUUUUUGUAAACCAUACACAAAAAUUCCACCACGCGACUGGGCUUUGAAACUUGCAAAAGAACUUGGUUUUAAUGGAAAGGCGAAUGAAAAAGAUGUCUUGGAGUUUUUAGAGAAACCUGAUGGGAUGUCGAUCGUUCAAGCGGCAAAAAAAGUGUUGACUUGGGAAGAAGAGAUUGGCCAGCAUAUCCUUUACGCUUUUGGUCCGGUCGUUGAACCUUAUAUAUCGAAUAAUUGCUUCAUACCCAAGGAUCCCGUUUUAAUGGCGAGAACUGCCUGGUCUAAAGACAUCACUCUUAUGAUUGGUGCAACCAGCAACGAAGGAAUUCUUCGUGCGAACGUUGAUAGUAAGAAGAUUUCUGAUACUUUGCAAAAUGUGAACUUUUUUGCACCUUCUAUCGAACUUAAUCUUGAUGUGAAAGGAGAAAAGGCGGAAAAAUAUGGAAAGCUAAUUAAAGAAAGUUAUUAUGGACAAUCAGAAGUCUCAGCUAACAAUCAACAACCUUACUUAAGUUUUAUAUCAGAUCUUUACUUCUGGCAUGGAAUUCAACGGGCACUCCAAUCAAGGAUGAACAAUGAUGGAUCAGGAAAGAAUUUUCUUUACCGCUUCGAUAUUGAUCUGAGUCAGAAUUUCGUUAAAAAGAUGCAUGUACCCGAAGAAGAGUACAAGAAAUAUCCAGGAGCAAGUCACUGUGAUGAAUUGCCUUACAUCUUCAAAACCAACGAGCAAAGUACAAAAUUAAGCUCACCAACAAUUGAUUCAAAAGAAUUUCACGUCAUUAGAAAAAUGACUGAGACUUUUACGUCAUUUGCAACUAAUGGAGAUCCCAACAAUCAGGAAUUGGGAGUGCAAUGGGAUGAAUUGGAAUCAAAGGAUGAAUCAUUAAAAUGUUUAAAUAUUCAUCAUAACGAAACCAAAAUGAUUCUUCUUCCAGAAAGUAGAAAUUUAAAAGUUUGGAACGACAUUUACUCACGAGAAAAUGUUGACCUUUACUAAAUAUUUUUUUCAAUUUGAACGAAAAAGGUAAAAGAAUAAAAAAUUACCGAAACAAACACAUUUUUUUGACUAACACAGAAU
Clunio marinus is the source of this 1930-nucleotide messenger RNA. NCBI's taxonomy places the organism in Eukaryota, Metazoa, Arthropoda, Insecta, Diptera, Chironomidae. The record is from the annotation of a GenBank genome assembly.